AUGAGCUGCUUCUUCAACGGCUGCGAAAACCCGGUCGUCUCGGGCGGGACCCAAUGUAUCUUUCACAAGAGCCGCCGCCCGUGCAUCGAGCCCGGGUGCCACAACCAAGUGUUUGCGCGCUCGCGCUGCGUGCGCCACGGCGGCAAGCGGCGCUGCAUGGUCCACGGCUGCGUCGCCAACGCGCGCCUCCAUGGUGUCUGCUCCCGGCACGGCGCCGCCCGCGAGAAGCCCCGUUGCUCGGUCGAUGGCUGCGUCAGCGUCGCCCACCGUCACGGCAAGUGCAUUCGACACGGCGGCGGCCGGCCAUGCCGCUUUGGCGACUGCACGACCAACGCCCGGAGCGGCGGGUUUUGCUGGCGCCACCGCCCUGCCAUGCCGUACGCCUUUCCCAGCAUCAAGCUCGAGCCUGGUCUGAGCGAAAUCAAAGAAGAACUCCUCGAUGAGUCCAUUCUCGAUGCGGUGCUCACGCUGGCAGAGUCGGUCGACCCGUUCCCGUGGCUGCACGCGCAGUGA
Messenger RNA from Saprolegnia parasitica CBS 223.65, 513 nucleotides. RefSeq lists its product as hypothetical. The record is from RefSeq and is a predicted model, not a curated record. Bases 1 to 513 code for a protein of 170 amino acids. The transcript has a single exon. Lineage: Eukaryota; Oomycota; Saprolegniomycetes; Saprolegniales; Saprolegniaceae.